Messenger RNA from Notothenia coriiceps (black rockcod), 3588 nucleotides. Its product is annotated as syndecan-2-B. Gene Ontology annotation, biological process: cell migration. The transcript is spliced from 5 exons. The coding region runs from base 226 to 1095 and encodes 289 amino acids. The record is from RefSeq and is a predicted model, not a curated record. Lineage: Eukaryota; Metazoa; Chordata; Actinopteri; Perciformes; Nototheniidae. Gene Ontology annotation, cellular component: cell surface; membrane.
CCGUGCUGACGUCACCACGGAGCCACGCUGCACUGCGAGUCCAAACAACUUUUCCAGAGGAACUCCUCACCACAACGCGUCCAACCGUCCAUCAAGGUGUCGAGAUUGAACAAAGUAGCCGAAGACCCCAGCCUUAAACGCGACGAGGAAUUAUCGUAACGAAGAAUUUAGCUUUUCCAGUGUAUAUAAUUAGUUUACAACUGUCGUCUCUUUUCGGAAGUUAAAAUGAGAAAUAUGUGGUUGUUGUUCCUCGUUGGACUGGCGACUGGGUUUAUCAGUGAAAAACUGCUGGUCUCAUCCCAAACACCGUUCUCCACGACAGAGGACAUGUACCUAGAGGGCCGGACGUCAGGUGACCUCCCCAUAGAUGAUGAGGAUGGUGUAGACGGUUCGGGCUCUGGAUCCGGAGACUACGCUUUCACAGAUAAAGAGGAGAUGAUCAGGAGGUUCCUCAACUUCUCCGAGACCACCGUUUCCAAAGAAAUGGUUCCAACUCGACCACAGCCAACAUCAGACUCUCCUCACAAGCCAUCGACCACAGCAGCAGACGGUCAGGAUGCACUGACAGAAGAGAAGGACACGGAGACAACGCCAUUCACCUCUUCUAAUGGGGACAAGAGUGACAAGGAGGUGGCAGGUCCAACUGCUGAUUGGUUCACACAGAUGACCAGCUCCACCAACAUGCCUACCACUACAAAUAAUGACACCGAAUUCGGCAUGGAUAUCACUGUAAUCAAAGAUAUCAGCGAGGACAACAGUCUGGACAGAUUGGAUGACUCGGCAACGAAAAACCGUGAAAAUGAAGUCCUGAUCGUACCGGACGAAAACGAGAUUUUGCCAAAUAAUGGCCAAGGCAGCAGAAUGUAUGACAUGGAGGCUCCUGAACAGGUGACCUCUGAGAACAUGUGGGAGAGGACGGAGGUGCUGGCAGCGGUUAUAGCAUGCGGAGUAGUUGGAUUCCUCUUUGCUGUUUUCCUCCUCCUCCUCCUCGCCUACCGUAUGAAGAAGAAGGACGAAGGAAGCUACGCCCUGGGGGACAACAAAGUUUCAACAACAGCCUAUCACAAAGCGUCUACCAAGGAGUUCUACGCCUAAACAGACCAAUAAAGACUUUCAAUGGAGUCUGAUUCCUCUCAAUCAGGACUCAAAUGGACCUUUAAAUGACUGAAGAUCAAGUCAAGUUCCUCUGCUUUUCUUCAGCGCUACCAACAUUUCCCUGCAUAUUUCCUGCCUUUCCCCUCUGCUACUGUUUCACAUGUCGCCAUAUGAUGUUAAGUGUUGGUCAAGAAGAGCUCAUAAGGGAAGAAAUAAGACUUAAAAUUCCCAUCCUUCCAUUAUGGAGAAAGAGUUACAGAUUGAAUGCACAUCCUCAAUUUCAGUGGAGAAAUUGUUUGCAUAUCACAAUACAUCACAACUGUUCUAGUCUAGGAAGGUAAUUAACUGAAAACACUGGGCUGUUAGAUAUUACUUCUGUUAGCUGAACCGCAGUGGGCUGGGCUUUGUUCUGCACAUAGAUCAGUUGUUCCCUUCACAGAGCUACAGCCUGAACUGUCCUGGAUCAGCUUGCCAACCUUAAGUAAAUAGAAUAGCCUUCACGCAUUUUGAAUGCCGUUAAAUAAAAUGGUACUACAUAUCGGAAUAUUAUUACAAGGGGCCUUAAAAAAUGUAAACCCUUUUUCCUCUUUUUGAGGUCAAAUCUUCGGUGUUGUUGACAUUUUCAUUAUUACAUUUCAUCUUCUGUACGCUUUAUUUUAAUUUUAUUUUUAUUGUUUUGAGGAAUUAAUGUUUUUUUUUUUUAUAUAUAUGCUGUCCAGUAUUGGCAUGAGAGAUUGUGUUACUCUGUAGGUAGAUCUUUUGUGUUGUUUCCUCACAGAUAUUUGACACUUAUAGACAUGACCAAAUAUAAAUAUGCUUUAUUUGUCUUUUGGAAAAAUAUUUUUUAGUAGCUUUUCCCACGUGUUUGAUGUUUAAAGAUUAUAUUUCUAUAGGCCAUUUUUAAAGGAGACUUUAUUAUUUUGUUGUAUUCAUACAGUGAUAGCCUUGUGUAUGCCUUCAACCAUUAGAUUUAUUUUCAGGACUAUCUUUUUGGUGAUUGCUAAGGCAGAGCCAAGGCUGAUUACUAUAAUUCAGGAAGUGUAGAAGUGACCAAUGAUUUCUGAAGUGGCAAAAGCACAUUCCUCUGUGACUGUCAACUGUACAGCUUCAACAGCAGCUAUGAAAACAGUGGCAACGUUACUGACCUGAUCACCACGAGUCAGUUAUUUAUUUACUUAAUGUUACAUAAGUUAUAAUAUGAGAGUGUCAGGUGUUAAACAAGUGUUUUUCUAAUUAUGAAUCUUUACCUCAACUAGCCAACCAAAGGAGAAUGACACAAUUCUUACUUGUAUACAGCCUUUUUUAUUUGUUUACAUCAGCCCUCGUUGAAGUUUAUCACCAGCCAGCUACCUUAUGUGUCAAAGAGCAAACCUUUUCACAUAGUCUCUUAUGACAAAGGUCUUGAAGUAGUCAUAUCUUUGGCUUUAUAAUCUUUGGAAAAAGUCAAAUAAUUUUUGUAACCACCUUUGGUCAUCCAAAUGACUGAUCAGUGAUCUAUAGAUACAAAGUUUGGAUUAAGUUGUCCACCAUGAGACUUUGUUGAUUUUGAGUUUAAAGUCAAAUUUGUAGUGUUUUUUUUUUGUUCGUUAAAAGUGAAUGCGGUUACAUUUAUUUGUUGUCCUAUAGCCCUACUUAUUAGUGUUUACAUGAUAUAAUUUGCCAUAAUAGAACACAUUAUUUUAAAGUAAUAAUAGAUUUUCCAUACGCAAACGGCUGGAAUAAAACAAGACUUCUUAUAACUAUCCCACUGUGACUUACUGUUGGUAACAUGAUACGUGAGGCACUUGAACUCUCACAACACAUUUUUCUAUACAUUUUAUCAGUUGUUUUGAACGAGCUGCACAGAACCUCAACUGGAUUUCAGGAUAAAGGGACAUUUUGGACAUCCAUACCAUCAGAAAUAUCAGAAAGAUGUCUGACAUAGACCCUACUCCGACAGAGUUAUAAAAGGUCAGCACUUUCUAGCAAUCAACAGGUGAUUACAUACAAUAACCUUUUUCUGUCUGGGGUCUCUGUAAGUGUAUACAGUAUGCUGAUGAUACUAUAAUUGAUAUGUAUUAAUUUAUACUUGCUUAGACUAUAAUCCAGGUUCAUUAUGUCAGUGAUACAUUUAAAAUUGUACCGUUUUUACUCAUUCCCUCUUUGUGCCUAAGGCUCAGUUUUGUUUUCAAAUAUUUGUAAUGUAUUUGACAAACAAUUCAACGUUAUCAAAUGUCUGUUUUUUUUGUAUAUGUUUUUUGUAUGGAUCAUUUUUAGUAGAAUAAUAACUUACUUGUAAAUAUAUUGAAGCUUUAAUUGUCAUAGUAAUCAAAGUUGAUAAUGAAUUAGCUGAAUCGUUGAUUUUUAACACAUAAACAUGGUGGAGACCAACAAAAAAUCUAUGCUCGGAUAAGAUAAGCACAUGAGGUGUCCAAUAGAGAAGUGUAUUGCUGAAAUUCUGUAUGUUAUGAGGAUCACUACUGCAUAAAAGAUGUGGCUUUAAUGCAAUUCUAA